CCACCCGGCGCCGGGCGGGCGGGUCCAUUUUGCCGCACAAGCCGGGCAAUUGGCAAACUGCGGAUGGUCAGGUCCACUUUCCUUCGGGGGUGAGCGGCCUGAGAUCUAGAGACAAUGGCCCCGAUGGGAUGGAGCCCGAAGGCGUCAUCGAGAGUAACUGGAAUGAGAUUGUUGACAGCUUUGAUGACAUGAACCUUUCGGAGUCACUCCUCCGUGGCAUCUACGCCUACGGUUUUGAGAAGCCCUCUGCCAUCCAGCAGCGAGCCAUUCUUCCUUGUAUCAAGGGUUACGAUGUGAUCGCUCAAGCCCAAUCUGGGACUGGGAAAACGGCCACUUUUGCCAUAUCAAUUUUGCAGCAGAUUGAAUUGGAUCUAAAGGCCACCCAGGCCUUGGUCCUGGCACCCACUAGAGAGUUGGCUCAGCAGAUACAGAAGGUAGUUAUGGCCUUAGGAGAUUACAUGGGUGCCUCGUGCCACGCCUGCAUUGGGGGUACCAAUGUGCGUGCUGAGGUGCAGAAGCUGCAGAUGGAAGCUCCGCAUAUCAUCGUGGGUACCCCAGGCCGUGUGUUCGACAUGCUUAACCGGAGAUACUUGUCUCCCAAGUACAUCAAGAUGUUUGUACUGGAUGAAGCUGAUGAAAUGUUAAGCCGUGGGUUCAAGGACCAGAUCUAUGACAUAUUCCAAAAGCUCAACAGCAACACCCAGGUGGUUUUGCUGUCGGCUACAAUGCCUUCCGAUGUGCUUGAGGUGACCAAGAAGUUCAUGAGGGACCCAAUUAGAAUUCUUGUCAAGAAAGAAGAGUUGACACUGGAGGGUAUCCGCCAAUUCUACAUCAAUGUGGAACGAGAGGAGUGGAAGCUGGACACACUGUGUGACUUGUAUGAAACCCUGACCAUCACCCAGGCAGUCAUCUUCAUCAACACCCGAAGGAAGGUGGAUUGGCUCACUGAGAAGAUGCAUGCCCGAGACUUCACCGUCUCUGCCAUGCACGGAGAUAUGGACCAAAAAGAACGAGACGUUAUCAUGAGGGAGUUCCGCUCUGGCUCUAGCAGAGUAUUGAUUACCACUGACCUACUGGCCAGAGGCAUCGAUGUGCAGCAGGUUUCCUUAGUCAUCAACUAUGACCUCCCCACCAACAGGGAAAACUACAUCCACAGAAUCGGUCGAGGUGGACGUUUUGGCCGUAAGGGUGUGGCUAUUAACAUGGUGACAGAGGAAGACAAGAGGACUCUUCGAGACAUUGAGACCUUCUACAACACCUCCAUCGAGGAGAUGCCCCUCAAUGUUGCUGACCUCAUCUGAGAGGGGCUGUCCUGCUACCUAGCCCCAGCCAGGGCUCAAUCCUUGGGGGGCGCUGAGGAGCAGCAGGAGGGGGGAGGGAAGGGAGUCAAGGGAUGGACAUCUUGUCAUUUUUUUUCUUUUUUUUUUUUUUUUUUUCUUUGAAUAAAUGUCACUUUUUGAGGCAAAAGAAGGAACCGUGAACAUUUUAGACACCCUUUUCUUUGGGGUAGGCGCCGUCUCUUCUCCCAAAAACACUAAUCCAUUUCCCUAACCUAGUCAACCUCCAAACCCCAGAGGCUCUCCCCACCCCACCUGAAUUCCUCUGAAAAUGAUUCAGUGGGGGCUACAAUGUCACUCCACCUCAUUUGCUGGACCAAAUCUGGAGGGAGAACCCCUGAGUUAGGUGGCCCAGGGGGUUGUCCCCACGUGGGGGGAGUAGGGGAGAGAAAAUGGUAGCCAUUUUUACAUUGUUUUGUAUAGUAUUUAUUGAUUCAGGAAACAAAGACAAAAUUCUGAAUAAAAUGACUUGGAAACUGCC
Molecule: messenger RNA, 1818 nt
Organism: Balaenoptera ricei (Rice's whale)
Lineage: Eukaryota; Metazoa; Chordata; Mammalia; Artiodactyla; Balaenopteridae
Gene: EIF4A1
Product: eukaryotic translation initiation factor 4A1
Exons: 11
Coding region: 129-1301 (390 amino acids)
Biological process (GO): cytoplasmic translational initiation
Cellular component (GO): cytoplasmic stress granule
Molecular function (GO): ATP binding; RNA helicase activity; translation initiation factor activity
Source: RefSeq, a predicted model, not a curated record